This is a messenger RNA of Cucumis melo (muskmelon), 3217 nucleotides long. Its product is annotated as kinesin-like protein KIN-7E. The coding region runs from base 242 to 3088 and encodes 948 amino acids. The record is from RefSeq and is a predicted model, not a curated record. The transcript is spliced from 13 exons. Lineage: Eukaryota; Viridiplantae; Streptophyta; Magnoliopsida; Cucurbitales; Cucurbitaceae. Gene Ontology annotation, biological process: microtubule-based movement. Gene Ontology annotation, molecular function: ATP binding; microtubule motor activity; microtubule binding.
AGAGAGAGGAAAGGAGGCAAAAGCUUAGUCCUUCUUCUUUCUAUUUUCUCCUUCCUCUCUUUUUCCUCCAUUACUUUUCUUUUCUCAUCAUCUUUUGGAGAGAAAAAAAAAAAAAAAAACUCGACUAGGACGAAAAGGCGGGAAGAAAUCGAUUCCUCCUUUCCGUUUUUCCCCGUUUCAAGUCCGACUUUCCGGGAUCUUGAGGUUUUCAGGAAGGAUCCCUUGAAGGAGAGUCGAUAAAAUGGGAGGGGAAGAGCUAAUAAAAGGUGUCAUUAACAAUUCAAAUGGUCUUGAAGAGACAAUUCGUGUUUCUAUUAGGUUAAGACCAUUGAAUGAGAAGGAAUUAAUGAAAAAUGACUCAUCCGAUUGGGAAUGUCUCAACAGCAACUCCGUUAUGUUCAGAAGUACAUUGCCCGAACGCUCUUUGUUUCCCCACUCUUACACGUUUGAUAGAGUAUUUGGAAUUGAUAGUACAACAAAACAAGUUUACGAGGAAGGGGCCAAAGAAGUUGCUCUCUCUGUGGUCAAUGGGAUUAAUUCAACAAUUUUUGCAUAUGGGCAAACAAGCAGUGGAAAGACUUUCACAAUGAAUGGUGUCACUCAAUAUUCUGUGGCAGACAUUUAUAGUUACAUAGAGUCGCAUCAAGACAGAGAAUUUGUGCUGAAGUUUUCAGCAAUUGAGAUAUAUAAUGAAGCUGUUAAAGAUCUCCUUAGCUUAGAAAAUGUUCCACUCAGACUGCUCGAUGAUCCUGAGAAAGGAACUGUUGUUGAGAAACUUACAGAAGAGAUCUUGAAAGACAGGAAUCAUCUCCAAGAGCUUAUUUCCUUCUGUGAAGUUCAAAGAAAGAUAGGGGAGACGUCUCUUAAUGAAACUAGCUCCAGAUCACAUCAAAUCCUAAGACUAACAAUUGAAAGCUCCGCUCGCAAAUUCAAGAAGUCCGAAAGUUCAAGCACUCUCACAGCUACAGUGAAUUUUGUUGACCUUGCGGGCAGUGAACGUGCUUCUCAAACAAAUUCUGGUGGUACGAGACUGAAAGAGGGUUGCCACAUCAACCGUAGUUUGCUGACUUUGGGAACGGUUAUUCGCAAAUUAAGCAAGGGAAGGAAUGGACACAUACCUUAUAGAGACUCGAAGCUGACACGCAUACUGCAGAAUUCUCUAGGCGGUAACGGUCGAACAGCGAUCAUUUGUACUAUGAGUCCUGCACGUAGCCAUGUUGAACAAUCGAGAAAUACUUUGCUAUUUGCUACUUGUGCAAAAGAAGUGAGUACAAAUGCACAUGUGAAUGUGGUAGUCUCAGAUAAGGCAUUGGUGAAACAGUUGCAAAAAGAAUUGGCUAGACUUGAGAGUGAGAUGAAGAACUUAAAACCACUUCCUCUCAAAGGUGAUUCUACUUCCUUAUUGAAAGAGAAAGAACUUGUAAUCGAACAGAUGGACAAACAGAUUAAGGAAUUGACUCGACAGCGCGAUCUUGCUCAAUAUCGAAUCGAGAACUUGUUGCAUUCGGUUGGAGAAGAUAGGAUAUUUAAGUUAAGUGAAAGUACAGUAAAUACAAUACCAGAUCUAGUUGAUCUAGAUCUAGAUCUACGUUCUGAUGACUCAAGUUUCAAAGCUUUUGAUGAGUCAAGUCUCAAAACUUUUGACACAUUUACUGCACAAGAAGAGAAUAGCCCUCACAAGAUUGAUCCUCUAUUCACUAUGAAUCAUGAGGACGAUUUUCUACUAGAUAGCAGUACUCCUGAAUUGGCUGGACCUGAUCCUUAUCAGGACUGGGAAGAGAUUGCCGAACGCGUUCAUGCAAAUUCCGAAGAUGGGUGUAAGGAUGUUCAAUGUAUUGAACUGGAAGAAUCAAAAGAAUCAGUAAAUGAAAAUGGUGAUUUAACUUUAGCUACAUUGGAAGACAAUGAAAGGCAGAUGAUUAGUAGUUUUGAUAAUCCAGAGACAUCCCCUCAAAGGAAGAAUAAGGAGAUAAUUCCAAUCAACAAAGGUCAUACUUAUGAUGGAUUGAUUCAAAAAGCUUCUGAGAUGGAGAAAACAUUGAAUUGUAUAGUAAAUCUUUAUCCUUCUGAGCAAUCUUUCAGCUCAAUCGAAGCAGCGAAGCAAAAGUUAAAGUUGGCAAGAAGCAAAAGUUGUUUGACUGUUCUAAUGACCAUUCCACCUUCUACUUUGAUUGAAAAGGUAGAGGAUGAUAAGAAAACUCGAAGUAUUGGAUCUGAUGUGAACUUCUCUGGAAAAGCAGAAGGUAGUCGAAGAAGGCGCGGUUUAAGCUGUGGAAUUUUGGAGGCAAAUUUGGACUUCAAGGACUCACAGUCUGUAUGUAGUCGAUGUUCGGAUACAAAAACUUUACAAAUAAUAGAUGAAGAUGAUGAUGAUAAUACUAGUGUUCUCAACUUUGCUACUGGAAAAAGAGGAAAGAGCAAAAAUCGGAUAAAGAAGCGAUCUGGUUCGAGGUUGGGGAGGGUCUCUAAAAAGGAAGAACCUAAAGAAACCACACAAGAAGUUCACACGGAAGAGGAGAAAGAACUUCAGGCUCAUUCUGAGUGGAUGCUUGAGUUUGAAGGUCAACAAAGAGACAUAAUCGAGCUUUGGGAUGCUUGCAAUGUACCAUUGGUGCACAGAUCUUAUUUCUUCAUCCUUUUUAAAGGAGACCCUUCUGAUGCUGUAUACAUGGAAGUAGAGCUUAGAAGGUUGUUUUUUAUAAGGGAAGCCAUUUCUCGAUCAGCUAAUGGAUCAGGAAGGGGUGACACCGUCACGCAAACUUCAAGCUUGAAGGCUCUAAACCGCGAAAGAGAAAUGUUGGCGAGGCGAAUGAAGAAGAAGUUCUCAGCGAAAGAAAGAGACGCCCUUUACGUGAAGUGGGGUAUUGACUUGAAAACGAAGCAACGAAGCAUACAAGUGGCACGAAUGUUAUGGUCGAGAACGAAGGAUUUCGACCAUAUAAACGAAAGUGCUGCCCUUGUAGCAAAGCUGAUUGGAUUUGUGGAACCUAAUCAGGUUUCUAGGGAAAUGUUUGGGCUAUCCUUUUCACUCCAAUCCUUAGACCACAGGUCUUUUCCAUGGAAAAGAAACAUGUCUCUUCCUUUUUGAACUUUAUACCAUCUUAGUACAUAAUUCCUUUUUAUUUUUUUAUGUCUCUACUCAUCCAGAUUUGUACAAUCCAAUUAAUCAUGUAAUGAAAAUUCCCUAGAAAAUGGAUAAGAUUCUCUUUAUUUUUCA